GAGGAGGAACGUCACUGAUUUAAUCCCUUAGACCGAGCCUGAGAUCAUCCAUCGUUGUUUGUAUAAUGUGCCCAACCCCUCCUUUAGUCAGCGGCGCUGGCUGGAAUACCUGCCGGUCUCCACACGUCACCAGGCUCUGGUUAUAAAGCACAGGCUAUAACCCAUCUCCCCAGCUCCAUUGGCACAUCUCCGAGAGGCGCAUCUUCAAGAAGCAAGCCAUUCACGGGGGAAAAGAUGUUUUAUUCGGGUAUCCUGACAGAGCCGACAAGAAAAGAAGUAGAGAUAAGGGAAGCGGCAUCUCUCCGCCAGCAGAGGAGGAUGAAGCAGGCGGUUCAGUUUAUUCACAAGGAUUCUGCCGAUCUCCUCCCUCUGGAUGGGCUGAAGAAGCUGGGGACUUCAAAAGAUACUCAACCACAUAACAUCCUGCAGAAGCGCCUGAUGGAGACAAAUUUAUCAAAAUUACGAAGCAGCCGAGGCACCUGGACUCCGAAGAGUGAUAUCUCAGUGCAGACUAACAAGCUGAAUCAAACCAAACUGAGCAGCUCAGGGAAAACAGAGGAUGAGGAGCUCAUAGUGGUGAGCUGCCAGUGUGAGGGGAAGGAGCUGAAGGCUGUGGUGGACACCGGCUCACAGCACAACCGCAUCUCAUCUGCCUGCCUGGACAGGCUAGGGUUAAAGGAGCAUCUUAAAGCACUGCCCAGUGAAGAUGAGAUGGUUUCAUUGCCAUACAAGGUGAAGGUGAUCGGCCAAAUCGAGAGCCUCUCCCUCACGGUGGGAGCAGUCCCUGUGGAGUGCGCUGCCCUCGUCGUGGAAGACAGUGAGAAAUCCUUCUCCUUUGGGCUGCAGACACUGAAAUCUCUGAAGUGUGUCAUAAACAUGGAGAAGCACCAUCUCGUUCUGGGGAAGAUGGACAGGGAAGAAAUCCCAUUCGUGUGCAGUGGCACUGCUGUGGAGGGAGAGCAUUCAGAGGCAUAAACAGGAAUUGAAACACCAUCCCCACACAAGAGCUUGACAUCAAAGAAACCCUGUGCAGCUGUUCCAGAUAAAACAGCAGCGCGCUGCUUUGAAAACACUUAUACUAGGCUACGGCUUGAGUAGAGAUAAAUGAAAUCCCAUUCAGUAGCCAGUAAUUUAGAGAUACUGUCAUGUUUAUCUAUGGAUUUUGAGAAACAAUUGUGUGCUUACUUUCUGGAUUUUUCUAUAUAGUGUCCUUUUUAUUACAAACAGUUGGAAAAAAAAACUUACAAAUUUCUUCUGAUGAGAAAAAUACUUUUUAUAGUGGCCUCGUAAGAGUAAUUGUAUUUAGCUGUGAUUAGAGGCUAUCAGAAUGAGAUUUUUAUUAAUGAUUUUUCCAGGGGCUAAGCAUUUAUAUUGACUUAAUUGAUAUUGCCACAUUCAAAUGACCAUUACCAGUAAGAUGCUCAGAGUAAAAUAACAGUGCUAAUAUGACCUAGGAAUUAUAGCUCAUCCUGUUAGCAUAGUAUCGUUGCCAUGCAAUUAGGGAUGCGACUGCUGGCUUGAUGAGAAAGAGCAAUUACAGAAUAAUUCAUGAAUUACAGGCUUCUCUGCAGUGGCGCGGCAGAAGCACAGAAACAGGGUUUGGGGGGGGCUCCUAGGGUGAUCUCUCUCUGCCUCCAGCUUGCCAUGGAGCUAGCACCAGCACAAGGGCAGCCCGUGGCAGCCCUGCCUCAAGGAGGGGUCCUCCAGGCAGGUCUUGGCUGUCCUUCUAGUAGGAUUAGUCUGGAAAAUUAAUCAUUGUGUUGAGCCAAAAAGCGACAAACAAGCACAGAAGUAUGUUGUCCAGAAAGCAGCAGAUACAGAGCCUCAUUGGUAUAUCACGAACCAAAUGGCCCCACUGUGCCCUCAGUUCUCUCCUGUGACUAAAAUUGGUGGUGCCACCACCUACCCGCUCAGCACCCAGCCUGAAGCACCAGCAGCACCCAGGCCACAUGCUGGUGCGGGUUAUUGACUCCAGCUGGACUUUAAUGUUGCUGCCAGAAACACAGUAUAUUUUAUAUCUAUGUGCAAACUUUCUGGGAUUUUGAGAACAGCAGUCACCUUGGUCACCCUCAGGGCAGGCAGGAGUUUUCACUUCGACAAACAUUUCAUUCUGUGUUUCUGUCUUGUAGCAGUAGGGUUGCUGCUUCAUGUGCUGCUCACUUGCAGGGCAGAACAAAUAUAUGGUACUGCCUGGGGGAGCUUAACCUCAUACAAAAGCAACUUUCUAGGUUUUUAAAAGCUAAUGGGAAUUAAUUAGUGUCAUCUGCUGAAGAGGCAUCUCUAAAAUUCAGAAUAAUCUCCUUGUGAUAUUUGGCAUCUGCUGAUGGGCAGCCCUCCAGCUGCAGGAGCCACAAGGGCCAGCAAGAUGUGUGCCAUAGGAGCAGGAGCACUGCCCUGGCAGAUCUUGCUUAGCAAAAGCCCUUUGGCCGCAGGCGGGCACAGGCUGCGUGCAGCUCAGCUGGGCUGUGCAUUCUCCUAUGGGGAUUCAAGCAGCCGCUCAUGCGCUUACACCUCCCCACAGAUAUUAAUGCACCGCUUGCCCAGGCACCCUGCAGUGCUCUAGCAUCCGCCACAAUCAUUGACGAUGUUGGUAUUCCCACUUAGGAAAUGUCUUGGAAGUCCUGUGUGAGGACCAGUAGCUCUUGUCAUCUCACGGUCAUAGGCUGAGGUCCACAGCCUGUCCUGCAAGCCAGACUCUGGCCAGUGUUAGCCAGUCUGUGUCCAGUAACUCCAUCUCAUGCCUGCCAUGGCAUCUAAGCUGGAGCUCUGCCUCCUGCAGUCGGUUUGAACCUCUUUUCAAUAUUGGGUAUGACUGGCCAAUCUGAACUAUCUGUAUUUUGAGCUAUUUUCUAUUUUGGUGGUAAGUUUCAGUGCUUUCUCUACAUACAGUAUUUUAUAUAACACAGCUCUAUAUACAUAUUAUAUAUUUACAGGGUUGGGCUGCUCAGGGCAGUCCCGCUAGAGUGCUGUAGAAAUAUUUAACUACAUAUGAAGAUAUUUGUUUAUUUUAUAUGCUAUGAGUUUGGUAUUUUGGUACUUCUUUCUUUCUGUUCUUAUUCCUGUGCUAAAUGUCAAAUUAAAUCUAAAUAAAGUUAAAUUGUUAUUGCUGUUUA
Cuculus canorus (common cuckoo) is the source of this 3113-nucleotide messenger RNA. It is a transcript of the gene NRIP3, whose product is annotated as nuclear receptor interacting protein 3. NCBI's taxonomy places the organism in Eukaryota, Metazoa, Chordata, Aves, Cuculiformes, Cuculidae. The coding region runs from base 235 to 975 and encodes 246 amino acids. The transcript is spliced from 7 exons. The record is from RefSeq and is a predicted model, not a curated record. Gene Ontology annotation, molecular function: aspartic-type endopeptidase activity. Gene Ontology annotation, biological process: proteolysis.